Molecule: messenger RNA, 1999 nt
Organism: Triticum aestivum (bread wheat)
Lineage: Eukaryota; Viridiplantae; Streptophyta; Magnoliopsida; Poales; Poaceae
Exons: 6
Coding region: 453-1496 (347 amino acids)
Source: RefSeq, a predicted model, not a curated record
CGCCCUAACCCUAGUUCGCGAUUUCCUCUGGCUCCUCCCGUGUGCGGCGCCGCCGCUGCACAUCGAGCAGAUCAGCAGACACAUCUCACUCGAGCGCUGCUUCUCCCACGUCCUCCGCAUCUCGCCGGCACUCACUAGCCUCCUGCCGCCAUCCACGUCUCCUCGCAUCCACCCCAUCCACUCCCUGUCCAUUGCUUCUUCAAGACGGCGGCAUGGUGCUCGGCGGCUGCGGCAACGGAGGUGAUGGUGCGCGAGCCAACCAGUUCAACGGAGGCAGGAGCACGGGGCAGCGGCAGCAGCAUGGAGGGUGUCCUCUUGGUUGGGAAGCUAGCUAGCUAUUACAAGCAGCUUGAUCGAUUGUUGUACGAGUAUAGCUUCCUGCUUGUUGCUGCAUCGGACUGCUUGCUGCGACGAGUCGGCAACCAACAAUUAAUGAGCCUGACUGCCAAAGGAUGGAGGAAGCAAGAUGUGCUCUAUUACCAUGUAAUGGAAAUGCAAAUAGGAGUGGUAGUGGCAACCAUGAUGCAAAUCCAAAUGAUUCCGAAAAAUCUUGGAAAGGAAUUAAAGAUAAUAACUUGUAUGAUCCUUGGAACCAUGCAUGGCCGUAUUAUGGGGGUUUUGAUUGUGUGUACUGCAGCCUAAAGCACAAAGGUGGAGGUGCAACCCGUGUUGCGGAGCACCUUGGUGGUAUUGUAGGUAAUGUGAGGAGCUGCCCCAAUGUGCCAAGAAAUGUGAGAGAUGCAAUGAGAGAGUGCCGGGAUGAAUCAAAGAGGAAGAAAAGAGACAAACAAAAUAGCAGGCUGAGAAUUGAAAGAAAUAUUAUGGAAGGGUUGUAUCAAAAAGGAGGGGUGAUUAACAUACUAGAUGAUGAAGAAGAAGAAAUACAGAUGAAUAUUAGAGAGGCCUUGCGUGACCCGAGUGUCUCCCACAGAGUUGAAAGGAGGAUUGGUAGGGGGGGCGUGGGUGAUGUGCGGGUUUCUGUUGGCAAAAGGAGUAUCACUGCCUAUUUUGACAAACAAUUAUCCAGCAACAAAGUAUCUAUGCGGCCCAAGAUCACUAGUGCUUUGGAUCCUAAUUCAAGAGAUGCACUUGGCCUAGCUUGGUCCAAGUUUUUUCAUGCCAAUGAUAUUGCUGGACGUAAAGCUGAUUGCCCAUACUUCCGAGCUGCUGUGAAGAUCACUCAACAAUUAGGGCCUGCUCCUAUACCAACCGCGAAGGAGAUUGAUGGGAAAUAUUUGGAGGCUAACUAUGAUGAAGCUACUUCCUUUCUUCAAAAAUUUAAACAAGAUUGGAAAAACUUCGGUGUGACUCUUAUGUGUGACUCUUGGACUGGUCCAACAGGAAUGAGCCUCAUAAACUUCAUGGUAUAUUGUAAUACACGAAUGUUCUUCCUCAAUACCAUGAUGAGGAGAAUGAGUAUGUCGAAACUGAGAGUGAGGAUGACGACGAAGAUAAUGAGUAUGUUGAUAAUGAGAGUGAGGAUGAUGAUGGGGUGAGUGAGGAUGAUGAGGAUGAUCAACAAGAUCAGCAAGAGACACAAAUGCAAGUGGAAGAAGAGACACAAGUACAAGCUGAAAAGGAGACAGCAGCAAGUGUUGGCAAUUUGGAGACUCGUAGAUCUGGACGACUAGUUAGGAAGAAGACCAAGGAAGUGAACAGCCUCUACUCGUAGAUUUGUUUCUCUAAACCAAAAAUGCCACAUGAAGAACUAAGGAUAUCAAGAAGCUUUUGGAUGUAUGCAAGCUUGGAGCUGCUGUUUUAUAGCUGUAAUGGCAUGUGAAGAAUAUCCAGGGAUAUCAAGAAGCUUUUGGAUGUAGGCAAGCUUGGAGCUACUGUAUCAGUGUCAUGCUUUGAUGGUUGUCUUUUGGAGCUGUUAUUUCUAUGUGUAAUCCUUUAAGUCUGUUGGCUGUACCGGACUAUUUAAACUAUGAACUAUGCUGUGAUGGUUGAAAUGAUGUUGGACUGUUAAUGGUUAUGUUGUUGGAAACUUUAUAACUAA